Triticum dicoccoides is the source of this 3546-nucleotide messenger RNA. RefSeq lists its product as uncharacterized. The record is from RefSeq and is a predicted model, not a curated record. Bases 93 to 3155 code for a protein of 1020 amino acids. The transcript has 14 exons. Lineage: Eukaryota; Viridiplantae; Streptophyta; Magnoliopsida; Poales; Poaceae.
CCGCACCCCACCCCCCGUCCUCCUCCCCACCGUUUCCAACGCCGGAACCCUAGCUCCACCACCCCGAGGUCACCCAAAGCCCCCCCGCUCCCAUGGACACCAGCGGCGGGUCCGUCUUCAAGUCGCCGGCGACGGAGGAGGAGACGAUGGCGCGGAAGCGCUCCCGCCGCGUGAGCUUCGCGGACACCACCGCCGUGCACGUGUUCGACCGCGACGAGGACUUCGAGACGCCCCCGGACGAGCGCCCCGCCUCCCCGUCCCCAUCCCCCGGGAGGCCCCUCGCGGGCGACGCGGCGGAGGGCGACGAGACGGAGGGAGAGGACGAGUCACCGUUCGGUUGGCUCGGGGAUGUGGGUGUCAGUUCCGCCUCCCCCGGCAGCGCCGCCGGGUCCAUGUCCUCGUUCGAAGGAGAUGACAACUUCUUUGGGGUCGUGUCAGCAAGUUUUAUUCAAUCGGGGAGACCAUCAGAUUCUGGAAUGUCGGAGGACAAUGGCCAUGAUUUAACUUUAGAUUCCCACACGUUUUCUUUGCAUUUCAACAAUGUUAUUCCUCCAGAUGAUUGUUCACUCCACUCAGCUGGAAGUCUAAGGACACUCGGUCCGGAAUCUGCAACACCGCUAAAGGCACUGAAGGGAUCAGAGUCUGUAAAAUCGAGUGGUGGCCGCGAUGCAUUGACCGACAUGAGUUUGUGUGCAGAAAACCCUAAACGUUAUGAUUAUACUAACUUGUCACCCACAUUGAACAAUUUACUGCAAGAGGUCCAGGAACCAACGUCUCCUAAAGAUGAAACGAACUUUAUAACUGCCAAGCAUGCUUUGACACUGCCUGCAUUUGAGAAAGAACGCAGGCAAGAAAAAUCAUAUAUUGGCAAUGGUGUGUCUUCUGAUGAGCUGGGCUCCGUUAGUUCUCUUGAGGAGCACAUUACUAGUAGCUCUGAUCCGACCGGAGAAGACAAUGCAAUGGUAGUUGAUAUUCAUGAUAAAUCUCAGAUCAGUUUGCAGGAGAACUGCAGUGAUGACCAUAUAGCCGUUCACCCUGAUGUCAAUAGAACUGUAAAAACUGCUUCGUUGCUCUCUCCACCUCCACCUUAUGGGUCCUUCAUGAGUAAUACUGACUUGCAACCUCCUGUAUUGGAUCAAUCAUUGUCAAAAGAUGAACCACAUGGAGCAAAUCAAAUUGCAAGUGCAGUUCCUACCUUUUCAAUGAGGGAUGCUGAGCAGUUGCACCAGCAAAGUGAAAUCUUGAAUUCGGAAACUGUUUUACAUACUCCGAAAACACUAGUUCAGCCGUUGCAAAUUACGCAAGGUUCUGUAUCUUCCCUACGCUCCAAAAGGCAGCAAAUCUUCAGUCCUAUUGUUCAUGAGGAAUCUUCUUUGGGGAGUGAGUUUAUGAAACAUGGUAAGAGAAUUUCAGAUCUCGAUCAUGUACUAAAGUUCAAGCUUCAUGAAUCACCUGUAGCUCAUAAUCGUCGAUUACUGUUAGUUGAGAGAAAUGAGCUUGUUCAGGAACCACAUAACACAUUCAGCAAAGCUGAAGAUCAUGGCUGCACUGUGUCAGCUUCUUAUUCUGUUACGCCACAACAGCCAGAGAAAACCGGUCAGGCUUCUAUUCUAGGUGCUCCUCCAAGGCAGGAGCUGAGUGAGGCCACUGAGGUUCAGGAUACUCUGUGUGAUGUCCCUGCUUUGGGUAGCCUAGCAAAUCAUGAAUGCAAUUCUCAUAUGGAUGUGGAUGGCACUGGAAGAAAGAGGAGCUCUGAAGAAAAUGUCUGUGCUGAACAUUCAUUGCCUGAGAAAAGAGCAAAGGGACCUAGAAGCCCAAUAACAUCACUAAAACAACUUCCUUGUGUAUCAUUGUCUUCUCGUAUGGCAGAAGAAAGUCAGAGUGAGGCUCAUGAUAGUGCACAAUCAUUAAGUGAUGAUUGGAACAAGGUAGUAUUCAGUGUAUCUGAUUCCAUGAAGCAGAUGCAUAUACGCCCAGAAUCUAUUAGUAAGCUUAACCUACAACAGCUUGAUAUGUUAGGAGAUAUGCUGGAGAAGAUUCAUGUGGCUAGAACACAUAAGAGGCUUUCUGCUGCUGUGAGGAUUCAAGAUUCCAGACUAGCUGAGGCAAUGUCUCUCCAUGGCAAGCUUUCAUAUGAAAAGGCAAAACUGCAAAUAAAUCGUGUUAAACUUGAUAAACUGCGAAACAAAGCACAACUAUGUCAAGUUGGAAUUCAAGAAUGCCGCUAUUUGAAAUCCAAGAUUUCACAGCUUCGCCGUCCUACAAUGGGUGCUGCACAGAUGAAGGGAGGUCCUGUUUAUGCAGAAACUUCGAUUAAUACCUGUGACAGACUGGAAGGAAAUGCUAGGAUAACUGAAAAGAAGCUUGCACUCAGCAUGAUUCAACAGAAGGUGGAGAACCUCAAGAUUUCGCUUGAACAUUUUUGCAACAUUAAAGGUGAUAUUAGUGAAGUCCUCAGGGUUGCUGAAGAGCAAUUGAAGAUGAGAAAUCAGCGUCGUAUCAUCAACCAGCAAGCAUCGCUCUGGGAGUUGAAAGACAUUGUUAAAAGGGAAAAUAAGCGUGAUGUCAUUCUCAACUAUCGCAAUUUGCUCUUACAAAGGAUCAUCUUAAACCUUAGUGAUAUGUCAACCAUAUUUGUGAGUAACUCACUGAUGGGAACCAAAAUAGAAAAGGCAUUUCCAAAUUUGAAAGCAACUGUGGCAUUCAGUUUCAUUUUCAAAGCUGAGGAGAAUCAAAGACUUAGUGAUUUACGAUCCUUGCAGAAGAAGACAAUGGAAACAAGUUUGCUUCUCGGUAAUCUUAUUGAUGUCCUAGAAGAAAUCGAGGAUGCUAAAGGGGAAUUAUUGAGUCUGAUCUCUGCAGAUUUUAGUGUGGACUCCCAGACAGGGCAACUCAUCUUCAGUCUGCGCUUCAUCGGUUACAAGAGCGCCAAGAGGGUUGCUUUCACCAUUGAUAUGACAGACCUGAGCCACGCGGUGUACCCUUCUGAGCCAUCGGAGCUGCCGAUCAAGGUGUGGCAAGCUCAGACAACACUGUCGCAGCCAAACCUGGACAAGCUGAUGGCCUCCAUAAGGGACGACCUUCAGCCGGGGCGUGUGAUGAUCCUCAGGCUAUGCUGGAUGGUGUCCCGCCUGGUUAACACAUUGCCUGUCUGACCUUUGCCUGUCAGGCCGCCAAGUGCAAGCUGUGCAGGAGAUCUGAUCAUCUGAUGGGAUACCACCACCUUGUGUAAAUGCCGCCCUCGGAGCUGACCCUCUUCCUGAACGAUCUUGAGUAGGUAUUGUGCUGCAAAUGGAGUAGCCCAGUGUGCUCCUAAUCCUCCUGGUUGUUUGAGCAUCUUGUAUGGAGCAGGAGUUUCUUUGCAUGCUGAACGAAUGGCACCUGACGCGCUGCCAAGUGAAGCUGCCGUGGUAGAUAUAAUUUCCGUGAAUCUCGGUCAUAGAGAUACAAGCAACUAGCCAGAAAUUACGGUCUGGAAAGUGUGUGAGUUUGCACAAUAUUGGUGCAUUUUGCAUCUACAAGUGAGGAGUAGAUUGGUUAUGGAAA